AUGGCACUCAACCCCAAGAGCCCGUCAGUACACAAUCAAAUGAUCAUGCGAUUUAUAAAGCACCCAAAAUCCACAAACUUCGAUGGCGACGAAGAUCGGCCGGUCAAACGUCAAAAGACGGCCAACAGUCCCAAGAAAGCGCCGCCUACACCACGGAGGACUAUCAAGCACGAAACACUUGAUUCUGAUGAUGAAAAUGAGGGCACAGUGUUCAAGGAAGAGGCGAAGGAGCAUAAGACAGACCUAGAGAGUGCCCUGCCAGAAGUAAAGAGUGGUGAUGACGCCAUUGAGGAAUAUGAGGCUUUCAAGGCAUCACAGGAAGAACAGACUGAAGGAGCAGACGAACGCUUGGAAAAACGAACCUGGGUGCGAGGAAAGAGUUCACUAUAUGUUGACGCGUUCAAUCUGGCAUUGGACACUGUCUUGGAUGAGGAAAGCCAUCUGUUUGAUGAAGCUGAGACGGAAGUCUUUCGAAUAUGGAGGGAUCUGGACUAUGAAGCGCAGUACCUAUACGUACGCCUAUUCCUACGCAAGACAUCGGCAUGGCACCGCAUUAAGAACCUAGGCUAUCAUAGCGAUAUAUCAGACCUCCAAGCUGCAGCUGAAAAAUUGCAACGAUCCUACGAUUUACCAGCGCCAUCCUCCAAAGUCGAGACACAUCCAGGCGAGCAGGAUGCACCGGCAGGGACGACGAUGGGCGCGUCUUUCACCUUCGCCGACCGGUCAGAGGAGGAGAUAACCACACUUGAGCAGGCUUCCUCGCUUCUCAAGCUUGACGAGCUCAAAGCUCUUGCAAAGGAUGCCAAGGUCAAAGGGAAAAAUAAAGGAGAACUUCUGAAAGCACUGCGACGCACAAGCAAGAAGCAAACAGGCCUAAGCUACUUUGGACUAAAACGUUCUGACUCCGAGAUGUCGAGAGACUCCUCUACGUCUAGGUCUCGGCCAGAAACACCAGAUACGGAAGUAGAGCCUGGGGGUGAUCUCUCGGACGAUACCAACCGUGAUGCGCAUUUUACGCGCAGGAUCCUGCAAGAGACAGGAUCUUGUAUUCGACUCUCAUUGACUACCCUGAAGCUUUUCGAGCGUGUUCAUCUUGUGUUUUAUCGCUCCACUGAGUGGACUGAGAAGUCAUUGACCACUAUCAUUCUAGCAAAGAUAGCACGUUGGAACUUCCCAGAGUACAUUGUUUCUCGGUCCACAAACAUAUUUGCUUCCCGUUCGUUGCUUCUGGAGUACGAGGCAUCUAUACGUACCCAACAUCGGAUAGACGAUAUCCUGGAGUUUAACGGAAGGUCCACGGAAAAGGAUUUCCAGGAAAUCAUAGACACGUUCGAAGAAAUAUAUCCACGCUGGCAAGUGCUCGUUCGGGAAGAGCAACGUAAGGAAGAAAGCGUAUAUCACAGCGGCGAAGGCUCGUACUUACGACGUCUAUCGCCAGCAUGGGUAUAUACGCGCAUUAUUCAUAAGGCGCUUGAUGUACUCAGACGCCAAAAAGAGCACAAGCGUGAGCACAAACUCUUGAUGGAACUGCUAGAUCAGAGACUUUUCCACCAUUCGCGGAGAGGUGCGUGGUAUCAACGUAAAGCGUUGCUUGAGGAGCAUUAUAUGGCUGCGCUCACUGAAGCUGGGAGUAGAAGCGUGGAAAAACAGAAAAGCCACUGGAAGAACAUCGCUUUACAGACUUGUGAACUUGGCUUACAAGAUAAUCUUGUGCAUAUCAUUCACCACUAUGAUCUCCAAAAGCGUAUCACAAAACUUGAAAAGUCCCUCAAGUUCGUCAAACGAUUACAGCAUGACUUCUCACACGUCCGGUUGGCGAAGCCGAUUGAAGUCACUAUGGAAGGAAUCCGUAUUGAGCGCGAAAGGCCAUCGAUAUCUCGAAGGAAUAGCUCACCACAUCCUGGCAGACGUGGUGGUAAGACGAUUUGGAUAGAUCCUCGCGAGGAUGGCGAGUGCUCGGUGGAGGCGAUGUGUUUGUCACAAUACCGUGACCAGGGUUGGAAAGGCUACCACAGCGAAGGUGGCAUCAUCCGCACGCUCUUCGCAUACCUUUUUUACGACGUCUUAUUUACAUACAUACCCAACGUGUUUCAAACGCCGUAUCAAACAUGUCCGCUAGAUUUGCAUACCGACGCCUUCUACCCUUCGCGUAUAUCCGAGAUCAAUGCACGACUGAACGAGAUAUCAAACGGCGACGCGCCAUCAAUCAUACAGAGAGUUUACGAUGCCCAUCACGAGCGCCGAACAUGUAUCAUAGGUCUCGAUUGGACAUACGGUGUCUCCGAUUUAGUCGAGAUUGCCCAUUGCUUCGAUGGUGACGCACUCGCAACAGUAUGUAAGGUCAUGGCCCAAGAAUAUGGGCAGCGAGGUGGCGGUGUACCUGAUUUGUUUCUUUGGAAACUGCCGGAGGAGGAAGGUAAGAAGGGCGAAGUCAAGUUCGCAGAGGUGAAGAGUGAGAAUGAUCGCUUGAGUGACACACAAAGAAUGUGGAUUCACGUACUUUCUGGUGCAGGAGUGAGAGUCGAACUCUGUGCUGCCGUUGCAAAAGAGGUAAAGGUUGUUUCAAUCACGAUGGUACCUCCCGCCGAAGCCACUGUGCUCAAUGUGACCGAAACGAACGCAAUCUCCAUGCGUAAUCAGCAAGAAUCUCCCUUUCUGCGCUUACCCGCGGAGAUCCGAAACGAGAUAUAUGCGUACAUUUUCGACAACACUAGUGUAUCGCUAUAG
Pyrenophora tritici-repentis Pt-1C-BFP is the source of this 2727-nucleotide messenger RNA. Its product is annotated as VRR-NUC domain containing protein. Gene Ontology annotation, cellular component: nucleus. Gene Ontology annotation, molecular function: 5'-3' exonuclease activity; 5'-flap endonuclease activity; flap-structured DNA binding. Lineage: Eukaryota; Fungi; Ascomycota; Dothideomycetes; Pleosporales; Pleosporaceae. The record is from RefSeq and is a predicted model, not a curated record. Gene Ontology annotation, biological process: interstrand cross-link repair.